CUCGGUGACCCACUCCCGGUUCCCUGGGCAGCACUUCCCUCUGUGGUUACUUACGCUCCUCAGCUCUGCAUCCCGAUAUUCACUGAGGAAAUUGCAUAGCCAAACGCUCCUUCACCUUGAGGUAUUACCAUAUGGUCAGGUUAUGAAGGGCUUGUAUAAGGAGAAAACAACAAAUCUAAGAAGCUCUGAUCUAGCGUGUUUGUUGGGUGACAGAUGGAUUAGUAGCUUCAUUAUCGAUGCAGCAUGCCAUCUUGUGAAUAGAAUGGCAACCAGGGCCAAUUCCCGAAUGUUUGCCCUACCAAUCACUCGCUGCACUCAAAUUUUGGAUGUAUUUGCAGAGGAGACCCAGCACCAAGAAGACAGGAUCAACGGAACCUGAGCUUCCAGAGUUAGAAACAGAGCUCGAGUGCGGAGCUCGAGACGGGCGAGUCAGUGCUCUCUUCAUGCCAUUUCACAUCAAUGGCAACCAUUUUGUUGCAAUAAAAGUGGACUUCCAAGAAAAAUUGCUUACAUACAGCGACCCAAAGUUCCCCUCCCUAUCAUGCUGCCCGGGAAAAAUUCUACAUGCAGUCAAAGGCUGGCUAUCCCUAGUAUCUGGAACAUCUGGUUGGAAUUUCCAAUCGAGAGAGUUCCCUAUGCCAUACCAGGGUGAUAACACAUCAUGUGGAGUAGUAGUCAUAUCGAGUAUUGCUGCUAACGUACUUGGGCAUGAGGAGUGGUCAAUUGUAACAAGAUUUCACCAUCGGCUUGCUUGGUUUCUAUGGAUUACUCACCCAGAUGCAGACUCGGUGAGUAUUCCUUAAUGUAUAAAACCUAUUAGAGUCACUAAAGAAUGACUUUUCCAGGAGUCGGUGAGAAUGCUUUUCGACACAAAUUUUGAAGAGGGCAGCCAAGCAGUCAAAUGCAAGGAGCCUGACAGUGGCUCCGAUCCUAAGGCUGCACCCAAGAGAGGCCCGCAAGGGGAACAGGCCUGUCCUCCUAUUUUGAACAGGGACAACCUGAGGAAAAGAGUUGGAGACGCGGAG
This is a messenger RNA of Cantharellus anzutake, 1025 nucleotides long. RefSeq lists its product as uncharacterized. The transcript is spliced from 2 exons. Bases 327 to 803 code for a protein of 158 amino acids. Lineage: Eukaryota; Fungi; Basidiomycota; Agaricomycetes; Cantharellales; Hydnaceae. The record is from RefSeq and is a predicted model, not a curated record.